AUGGGUGCUCAGCAAUCCUCUGGCCGAGACCAGAGCGAGAGCUCAUCCCAACCCGUCAAGACAUGUUACUAUGAGCUACUUGGAGUUGAGCGCGACGCUUCUGACGACGAAAUCAAGAAAGCUUACAGAAAACGAGCACUUGAGCUUCAUCCGGACCGAAACUUUCACGAUGUCCAGAACGCGACCCGUCGCUUCGCCGAAAUCCAGGCAGCAUACGAAGUCCUCGCCGAUCCCCAGGAAAAGGCUUGGUACGACUCUCAUCGCGAAGCUAUCUUGCGUGGGACCGAUCCGACCGAUUCAGGCAGUACUCCCGAGUACAAUAAUGUGAAGCUCACGUCCACCGAAGAUAUAUUCUCCCUCAUUCGCCGCUUUGAUUCCACCGUUCCCUUCACGGACGGUCCUAUAGGGUUCUUCGGCAUCGCGAGGGCGACAUUCGACCAUCUUGUUGACGAGGAAAUCGCCGCUGGCGUUUAUGACGUGAGAGACACUCCAGAUUAUCCCACUUUUGGCUCCUCUACAGACAGCUAUGAGCACACUGUCAAGGCCUUCUACAGUGCCUGGGCGAGCUUCUCGACUCGCAAGACUUUUGCAUGGAAGGAUGAAUACCGACUCGCAGAGGCCCCGGAUCGUCGUAUCAGGCGUGCUAUGGAGAAGGAAAAUAAGAAGAUUCGUGAUGAAGCCAUACGAGAAUUCAACGAAGCAGUCAGAUUCCUCGUCACCUUUGUUCGAAAACGCGAUCCUCGUUACCUGCCAAACACACAAACAGCUGCCGAACGCCAGGAGUCUCUACGAUCCGCCGCUGCUGCUCAAGCCGCACGCUCACGUGCCGCCAAUAAAGAGAAGCUAUCCGAGACUUUCGUUCCUGACUGGGCUCAGGCGAGGGAAGAUGGCGACGCGGCCGGCCACUUCUCAAGCAGCGAGGAGGAGGAAUCAGAGGUAGAGGAGAUCGAAUGCGUUGUAUGCAACAAGGCUUUCAAGAGCGAGAAAUCAUUCGAAGCACAUGAGAGGAGCAAAAAACACAUAAAGGCAGUGCAGUACUUGAGGCGCCAAAUGAAGAACGAAGAUAUGGAUCUGGGUCUACGCGACGCUCCUAUCGCGCCUGCGAAAGAGAUGCCGAGCCACGAAUCUGGGGAGGAGGAGGUUGAUUCUCAGGAACGCGGUCAAGAAGACGCCGUCAAGGGCAAGGAUGACACACCGGGAGAAUCAGCCUCUCAAAUCGAUGAGACAGAGCUCACUGAUACGUCGUCAGACAAUAUCGGAGAUGACGAGUAUGCUUCGCGUGCCGAGGUUGAGCAAAGGUUAUUCGCGGACGAUCCUACUCUCACCAGGGCGAGCCAAGGUGAUGGCACAGAAGCUGCUUCUGCUGCUGCUUCUGCUGCUGCUCAGACUGUAUCAGCCAGUCUAGAAACUUUGUCACUUGACGAUGACAAUGAUAGUGACCACGGACCACAGCCAAAGAAGUUAGGGAAGGCCAAGGCGAAGCGUGAAAAGAGAGCAGCACGCCAAGCAGUGGAGGAUGCCGAAACUAACAGUAAUACAUGCAUUGUGUGUAAUGCAUCGUUUCCCUCCAAAAGCCAACUCUUCAGUCACAUUCGCGAUCUCAAUCACGCCCGGCCAGCACCGAAUGCAAAAGCCCCAGCGGGUGCCAAGAAGAAGAGACGCUGA
Molecule: messenger RNA, 1665 nt
Organism: Colletotrichum phormii
Lineage: Eukaryota; Fungi; Ascomycota; Sordariomycetes; Glomerellales; Glomerellaceae
Product: DnaJ domain-containing protein
Exons: 3
Coding region: 1-1665 (554 amino acids)
Cellular component (GO): cytoplasm
Molecular function (GO): nucleic acid binding; zinc ion binding
Source: RefSeq, a predicted model, not a curated record